This is a messenger RNA of Lycium ferocissimum, 900 nucleotides long. RefSeq lists its product as uncharacterized. The record is from RefSeq and is a predicted model, not a curated record. The transcript is spliced from 3 exons. Bases 76 to 684 code for a protein of 202 amino acids. NCBI's taxonomy places the organism in Eukaryota, Viridiplantae, Streptophyta, Magnoliopsida, Solanales, Solanaceae.
GGUCCUAAAAUUGGCUAUCAGUUCAGCUGCCGCAAAGGACGCUCGUUUAGGCCAUUUGCGCAAAACCCAAAAUCUAUGGCGCAGGUACUGAUGAGCCUACGAGUGUCAACCGCAGCACUACCGCAGCAUCACCACAACUCAUCUUUGACACGGCCAGCCAAAAAGAGCUUUAGUUCUUUACAACACAAACUACAGUGUAAUGGCAGAUUCACUUGCCUUUUCUCCAACAACCGUAAACAGGACGAGGCUAGAAAAGCUUUAGAAGGUGCUUUGGGAGGAAAGAAAAGUGAGUAUGAGAAAUGGGAUAAAGAAAUUAAACGAAGGGAGGAAGCAGGUGGCGGAGACAAUUCUGGGGGAGGCGGUUGGUUUAAUUGGCGUAGAUGGUUUGAUGGCUCCGACGAUGGUCGUUUCUGGCAGGAAGCCCAACAAGCAAGCCUUGCUAUUUUGGGUAUUAUUGUCAUGUACUUAAUAGUUACAAAAGGAGACAUGAUACUUGCUGUCAUAUUCAACCCUCUGCUGUUCACGCUGCGAGGAGCAAGGAACGGGUUUACCUUUGUAACAUCACAGAUUAUGAGAAAGGUAUAUCCUGCUAGCGGAGACAACUUUAGUACCAUUUCUCAGGAGGAAGUUCCUUCUCGUGUUUCUGCCAAAGACAGCGUCGCGAGAAAAUGGGGAAGCGAUUAAUCACUUGUCACUAGCACGUGCUUUUCUUCUCGUAUUCUAAUAUUGUUAGUGCUUUUUGGUUAGCUUGCUUUUUCAUUCAGUGAGGAAGAGGAGAUUUGAGAGAUCCAUAGGUGAAAAUUGAUUCAUUAGUUUCGAGUUUAUAUGUCCUUAACAUUUGAAAUGGAAAUAUAUAAAAUUUUGUAAUACUUUGAGGUGUACAUGGUGGAGUUGCUUGUA